Messenger RNA from Brassica napus (rape), 915 nucleotides. Its product is annotated as glutathione S-transferase T3-like. The transcript has a single exon. Bases 1 to 915 code for a protein of 304 amino acids. The record is from RefSeq and is a predicted model, not a curated record. Lineage: Eukaryota; Viridiplantae; Streptophyta; Magnoliopsida; Brassicales; Brassicaceae.
AUGGAUUAUAAUUCUAAGUUUGUUGAUCUGCUGGCUUCUCAACAACGAACUGUGUUCGAUUUUGCUCAAGAUAGUGUCGAACUAUCUUCCUCUCAAGUCCCUUAUUCUGGAACUCAAGCUCACGAAGCUUCAAACUUUGCUGAGAGUCCUGCAGAGCGUAGACAGAGGAGGAAUUGGACACCAAUCGAUGAUCUUGUACUAAUCAGCGCAUGGUUGAAUACAAGCAAGGAUCCGGUUGUAGGCAAUGAGCAAAGGUGUGGUACUUUUUGGAAAAGGGUUGCAGCCUACUUUGCCGCAUCUCCUAAGGUAGCAGGCUCGGAACAGAGAGAGUCAAGUAACUGUAAACAACGCUGGCAGAAGAUCAACGACAUUGUCAACAAGUUUUGUGGAGCCUAUGAAGCAGCAAGUAGAGAGAAAUCAUCUGGGCAGAAUGAGAAUGAUAUUGUCAAGCUUGCUCAUGAGAUCUUCUACAACAACCAUAAAAAAAAAUUCAAUCUUGAGCAUGCUUGGAAAGAGCUCCGUAAUGAUCAAAAGUGGCGUGAGCUUUCCACUUCAAAAACCCAUGGAAGUGCUAAACGGAGGAAGUGUGAUGAUGGUGCUCAAUCAACAACCUCAAACGGAACUGAAACGACCAAUGGUGAAGAAGAUCAAGGCGCCACUCGUCCACCGGGUGUGAAGGCUGCAAAGGGCCAGCGUAAGAAGAAGGAUGUGGCAGAUGGGAAGAAGAAGGAUUUGGCAGAUGGGAAAAAACUGUCUGAGUUUGAAGGUAUGUGGAGUAUCAAGAUGGAAGACUUGGCUAUGAAAGAGAAGUUGUCAAAGAUGAAGUUGCUUGAGAGUCUAAUUGCAAAACCAGAACCUUUGGCUGACUAUGAAGAAGCACUGAAGAAGAAGCUAAUCACUGACCUGUUGGCUUAA